ACACGAUCACCGCGAGGUGGCUCCACGUAUAAAACGUAACUACAUAAUUUGACCCCUGUUUUAUUUAUUUUAUUUUUAAUUUGCAAAAUAAGAUUUGUUUUGUUGGUUUUUUAAAUUAAAUUAUUUACCGUUAAAUUAUCCUGAUACUCCAAAAGUAAUUCGAAAGUGUGUUGAACUUCUAAAGGUAUACGGGUUGGCUUUUUUAUUAUUUGGCUUUGUGACUUUUCCACGAGGUAUUCAAGACGCAAAGACGAACGAACAAUCGGAUUAGAUUAACGAGCUCUUAAGUGAUUUUAUUAAAUUGAAGCGAGACGAGGACGACCCCACCGCUCGCCUGCGCUCCCCCAAAAAUCUCAGAACGGCACAACGCACCGAGUUCGUGUUCUGGGAAGAAUUCAUUGAAUAAGUAUUUCGUCUAAAUAGUUCGGCUCGAGUCCGGUCGACGUCGUCGUCGGUUGUAACGUCGCAAUCGUCAUCGUAGUCUUUGAGUUGGUCGUCCCUUGUCCAUUCUACGUUCGUUGGCUGUCUUGCUUCCUCGCUUGCAUUCUUUCUAAUUUUGUGCUUCCUGUGCUGCUGCAUACGAUUAUCUGUUUUGUGUUCGCAUUCAUUACGGUGCGGUGCGGUGUAGUGCGGUGGUGAAAAGUGAGGAAGGCGGGUGCCCGGUGCUGUGCACACUGCACAGCCCGCACGUUUAGCUCGGCAGCGGCCAUCACUGUCAGUCGGCUGACCGGUAUAGGUGAUAACUAGUUCCAUAUUAAUUUUUCCUAUAUGCACUGAAAACGCGACGCGGCGCGAGUUGCAUUAGAAGCGUCUACGCUUGAGAUCAACUUGUUUUCAAAUUUUGUGUUUUGUGUGUGCUAGAAAAUUCCCACCGCUAGAGUGCGCUUUCACUUUCGCGCAAUAACAACUAAAAACACCGUUGCUGAUUGUAUUACGGCACCAGGAGUGAUCGAGCAGAGGCAGUGCUGCCAGAUUGGAUUAUAAUUUUGUUUAUCAUUUACUUGGACCAUUGAACUAACAAAAAUGGACACGCUAAGGGCGUAUUUGUUUUUGUUCGGGACCGCGGUGAUUCAACAAAAUCGCUUGCAUGCGGAUUUGUUUUGAUCGGCUGUGCUUCGCAACAAAGAGGCCAGCCACAUCAGAAACAGACCACAUACCGAAUAUCCACGGAGUGAUCACAACCACACCCGCGCCCACCCAGCCGCCCAUAAUAGCGAAACCAGCGAUCAGUCCGGGUAAAAAUAGUCCAAGAAGUCCCAUCAGCACCAGCGCCAGCCAUAGCAACAAGACUGCCAACGUUGACACAAACGGCAACAGCAAACACUUCCAUGGUGCUUCGAUAAACGCAUUGGAUCCGCCGCUGCCAUCAUCAGAUCAAAGUGACAAUAAUAAACCCCCGGCCAACGGCUCACCUGCAAUCAGGAAGGAAUUCGUUGACCAUCAGAAACAACCCCCAAGCGCGUCACCAGAAGCGAUAAGUGGCGCAGCAGAGGCAGCAAUAUCAACAGACGUUGUUGGUGCAACGUCGUCACCGUCGCUGUCGUCGGUGUUGACAUCCGUCGCUAAUUGCAGCCCAAAGCCAAACAGCAACAAAGCGGACAAAAAUAGUCCCUCAAGCACCGAGGUGCGAAAAAUAAGUCCGACAGGUGGACAAAAUCCAGAUACGAGCCAAGGCAAGAUGCAGCAGGAACCGAAUGCCAACUUUCAGUUCCAGCCCGAACUGGGUAUCGUGAACAACAAUAAUCCGGUGGUCCAGGCCACAGACGUACUUACGCACACGCUCAUCUAUGGGACCGUGCCCACGGGCGCUCAGCAGAUUAACACCGAUCCGAAUUUACAAACUCUCAACUAUCUUCAGCAGCAGGAACUGCAACUGCAGCAACGCUACCAGCAGUUGCAGCAACUCCAGGCCCAAACUCAGGGACUCUUCGUUUCUGCUCCGGCGUCUCCCAUCCAUCAUCAGAACUACAGCCCCUUGAGUGACUACAGUGCGAAGCGGCUAACCGACCAAAUGCAAGGACUCAUAAUUCAGGCGAACAAUUGUGACCCCAAUAACACUCCCGUCACCAUCAUGAAUUCUCCAUUUGUGCCAUCCACUCCGCAAGAGCAGCGCUUCGUGCAGAUCAUCCAAGCCAAGGAACUGAAGAUCCAGGAAAUGCAAAUGGCCCUCCAGUACAAGGAUACUGAGAUAGCCGAACUGAAAUCUCACCUCGAUAAAUUCCAAAGUGUGUUUCCAUUCAGCCGCAGUGUUUCAGGCGGGAAUACAACACCUUGUGGUUUGCCGGUAAGAAAGACGGGCCAGUCGGUGCAGCGGCAGAGAGCACAGGGUAUAUCUGCCGAACCACAAAACGAAUCGCUGCUCCAUGUGACUUUCCAGAAACACGACAAGGACGAAAGAUCGCGUGAACUCAUCAAAUCGGCAAUUUUAGAUAAUGAUUUUAUGAAGAACCUGGACAUAACGCAGAUACGAGAAAUCGUUGAUUGCAUGUACCCAGUUAAAUAUGCAGCAAAAAGUCUCAUCAUCAAAGAAGGCGAUGUUGGGAGCAUUGUUUAUGUGAUGGAAGAGGGACGAGUUGAAGUCUCACGUGAAGGAAAAUAUUUAUCAACAUUGUCCGGCGCAAAGGUACUUGGAGAAUUGGCCAUACUUUACAAUUGUCAACGAACAGCAACCAUCACGGCCAUUACCGAAUGUAAACUUUGGGCCAUAGAACGACAAUGUUUCCAAACGAUUAUGAUGCGAACUGGUUUGAUCCGUCAAGCCGAAUAUACGGACUUCCUCAAAAGUGUGCCGAUCUUCAAGAAUCUGCCGGAAGACACUCUCAUCAAAAUAUCAGACGUGCUGGAAGAGACGUAUUAUCAAAUGGGCGAUUACAUCGUCCGCCAAGGAGCCCGGGGUGACACUUUCUUCAUAAUAUCCAAAGGUCAAGUUCGUGUAACAAUCAAACAAGAAGACGCCCAGGAAGAGAAAUUCAUUCGAACCUUAAGUAAAGGCGAUUUCUUUGGUGAAAAAGCUCUCCAAGGAGAUGAUCUUCGAACAGCAAACAUCAUUUGCAAUUCACCAGAUGGAGUUACUUGUUUGGUGAUCGACAGGGAGACGUUUAACCAGCUUAUAUCGAAUCUGGACGAGAUACGCCAUCGGUAUGACGACGAGGGAACGCUCGAGAGGAAAAAGAUCAACGAACAGUUCCGUGAUGUCAGCCUUUCUGAUCUUCGAGUUCUUGCCACUUUGGGUGUUGGUGGUUUUGGUCGAGUGGAAUUGGUCCAAAUUACCUCCGACCCGACUCGUUCGUUUGCUUUGAAACAAAUGAAAAAAUCCCAAAUAGUCGAAACUCGCCAACAACAACAUAUUAUGUCCGAAAAGGAAAUUAUGGGCGAAGCCAAUUGCCAGUUUAUUGUGAAGCUUUAUAAAACCUUUAAGGAUAAGAAAUAUCUUUAUAUGCUGAUGGAAAGUUGUUUGGGUGGAGAAUUAUGGACGAUCCUUCGUGAUAAGGGAAAUUUUGAUGAUUCGACAACAAGAUUUUAUACAGCUUGUGUGGUAGAAGCUUUUGACUAUCUGCACUCGCGGAAUAUAAUUUAUCGUGACUUGAAGCCCGAGAAUCUUUUAUUAGACGAGAGGGGUUAUGUGAAGUUGGUUGAUUUUGGUUUUGCCAAGAAAUUACAAUCUGGAAGAAAGACCUGGACCUUCUGUGGUACUCCGGAGUAUGUUGCUCCCGAGGUUAUAUUGAAUCGUGGCCAUGACAUAAGUGCCGACUAUUGGUCGUUGGGUGUGCUAAUGUUUGAACUUUUGACUGGUACUCCACCAUUUACAGGCUCAGAUCCGAUGAGAACUUAUAACAUAAUUUUGAAGGGAAUCGACGCCAUUGAGUUCCCAAGGAAUAUCACCCGCAAUGCCAGUAACCUUAUCAAAAAGCUUUGUCGAGAUAAUCCUGCUGAGCGUCUGGGCUACCAGCGAGGGGGAAUCAGUGAAAUUCAAAAACACAAAUGGUUUGAUGGUUUCUAUUGGGAUGGACUACAAAACCGUAGUUUGGAGCCUCCAAUCUUACCCACUGUGAAAAAUCCUACAGACACAACAAACUUCGAUGACUAUCCCCCAGAUCCAGAUGGCCCACCACCAGAUGACGCCACUGGUUGGGACAAGGACUUUUAAAAAGGGAUAUCUCAUGUGUAUCUAAAGUGUGCCUGCUCAAAAUAAGGAAUUCGUAGUUCUGGCGAUAUUUAAAGUUUUUUUUAUUUACUACAACGAACCCAAAAUCCUUUGUCUUCCUAGAGUAGUCAGAGACAGAAGCCCACAGGGAAAAGUGUAAAUAUUAUAAUCAAAACUUAAAUCGAAUAUUAUGGAAUAUUUUAUUUUUUACGUGUUUGCAUAUUAUUCCCAGCUAAAAAUAUAAAUAAAUAAAAACAAAAUAUAUAUUUAACGUGAUUUACGUCAAACGCCAUGCAAUAAAAACGCUAGACUAAUUAUCACUUAUUAAACAUAAAUAAAAAAAACAAAAAUAUUAU
Eupeodes corollae is the source of this 4500-nucleotide messenger RNA. It is a transcript of the gene for, whose product is annotated as cGMP-dependent protein kinase, isozyme 2 forms cD4/T1/T3A/T3B. Lineage: Eukaryota; Metazoa; Arthropoda; Insecta; Diptera; Syrphidae. Gene Ontology annotation, molecular function: cGMP-dependent protein kinase activity; ATP binding. The transcript has 9 exons. The coding region runs from base 1088 to 4147 and encodes 1019 amino acids. The record is from RefSeq and is a predicted model, not a curated record. Gene Ontology annotation, biological process: protein phosphorylation.